AUGUCGCACCGCUGUCUCCGUUGCCUUGCGCAUCCAUCCACCCUGCCGCCCAUCCCUCCCUCCAUGCCAUGUGCGGGCGGCAGGAACGAGUUUGAGGGCGGGUUUGGGUCCAUCACAGCCAUGGCGGUCGGCCCCUCGCGCAACCUCAAGUACCAUCCGCUCGCCCCCCGCGCCCUCGCCCUCCUGCGCUCCCGCCUCGUUCAAACCCGCCUCGCCGCCAACGCUGCUGGCUCGCCGCUCCCUCUGCCAACCAGCCGACUGCCCGAGGUGAGUGGUGCAGGUGAAGAGUCUCUGCGUGGGUGCCCCUCUCACGGCCUGUGUGCCCCUCUCACGGCCUGUGUGCCCCUCUCACUGCCUGUGUGCCCCUCUCACUGCCUGUGUGCCCCUCUCACUGCCUGUGUGCCCUUUCACUGCCUUGGGCAUGCUGCCAUGGCGUGUUGGCGUGCUGCCAUGGCGUGUGGGCGUGCUGCUAUGGCGAGUGGGCGUGCUGCCAUGGCGAGUGGGCGUGCUGCCAUGGCGUGUGGGCGUGCUGCCGUGGCGAGUGGGCGUGCUGUCAUGGCGAGUGGGCGUGCUGCCAUGGCGAGUGGGCGUGCUGCCAUGGCGAGUGGGCAUGCUGCCAUGGCGUGUGAACGUGCUGCCAUGGUGUGUGGGCGUACUGCCAUGGCGUGUGGGUGUGCUGCCAUGGCGUGUGGGCGUGCUGCUAUGGCGUGUGGGCGUGCUGCCAUGGCGAGUGGGCGUGCUGCCAUGGCGAUUGGGCGUGCUGCCAUGGCGAUUGGGCGUGCUGCCAUGGCGAUUGGGCGUGCUGCCAUGGCGAGUGGGCGUGCUGCCAUGGCGAGUGGGUGUGCUGCCAUGGCGUGUGGGCGUGCUACCAUGGUGUGUGGGCGUGCUGCCAUGGCAUGUGGGCGUGCUGCCAUGGCAUGGCGAGUGGGCGUGCUGCCAUGGCGUGUGGGCCUAUGA
Messenger RNA from Closterium sp. NIES-65, 957 nucleotides. Lineage: Eukaryota; Viridiplantae; Streptophyta; Zygnematophyceae; Desmidiales; Closteriaceae. The record is from the annotation of a GenBank genome assembly.